AUGGCAACAACAUGUGAGGUUGGAAACGAUGCUGUAGAUGAACUAAAUGAUCCUGGUGCUGCUCCUUACGGAAACUUUAUAAACUAUUACACAUUUAAUCCGCCGGAGAACCGCCUCAGUCUGAUCCCAGAGACUCUCCUCCAGGAUUUAGGAUACAGCGGAGACACAACGCUGCUGCUGGACGUGGGGUGUAACUCAGGGGAUUUAAGUGUUGCUUUAUACAAACAUCUGGUGCAGCAGCCUGAGUGUGAAGCAGACAGGAGGAAAGUUCACCUCCUGGGCUUCGACCUGGAUGAGACCCUCAUUGAGCGGGCUCAGCAGACCAACCCUCUGCCUGCUAACAUCUCCUUCCUCCCUCUGGAUAUCACUGAAGAGAACAACAAGCAGCUGCAGGAUUACCUCCACCAGCACAGCAGCUCCCACUUCCACCUGUGUGUGUGUCUGGCCGUCACCAUGUGGGUCCAUUUAAACCAUGGAGACUCAGGUCUGCUGCAGCUGCUCUCUCACCUUGCCUCCAUCAGCCAGCACCUCCUGCUGGAGGCUCAGCCCUGGAAGUGUUACCGCUCUGCAGCCAGGAGACUCAGGAAACUGGGACGCUCAGACUUUGACCACUUUAAGACCCUGAAGAUCCGUGGAGACAUGGCUGAACAUGCCAAGGAGCACCUGGAGAGGAACUGUAACAUGGACCUCAUCCAGAGCUUUGGUAGCACCACUUGGGACCGAAAGCUGCUGCUUUUUAAAAGGAGGUGAGACUGAAGGGACACUGUGGAGAGUAUUUAUUUACAGCACAGGAGCUGCAAGGAUAGAAGACACCAAAUACACAUAUGUGGAGAAGAGGAGGACACUAUAGUUGAAGUAAUUGCCAGUUAAUGUCAACUGAAUGAUGAUUUUUAAUAAUGAAGUAAAGAAGCCCAAAAGUUCAUGCAUUCCAUCUUCUUAAAUGUGAAAAUGUGGGUGCAUCUUUGUGUUAAAUGACAGUAAACUGUAUCAUUGGGUAGUAGACUUCCACUCAUAGAAAACUGAAGAUGAUUUUUCAUUAUUUUCUGACAUGUUAUGACCUAACUGUAGAUCAAUUAAACAAGAAAAGGCAGAUUCACUGAUAAUGACAGUAAUUGUUCAUCACAUCUCUAAAAAUGGAUAUUGGGAUAUGUGACACAUUUUAAAUGAUUAUUU
Messenger RNA from Scomber japonicus (chub mackerel), 1173 nucleotides. RefSeq names its product pre-miRNA 5'-monophosphate methyltransferase. Gene Ontology annotation, biological process: negative regulation of pre-miRNA processing; miRNA metabolic process. Lineage: Eukaryota; Metazoa; Chordata; Actinopteri; Scombriformes; Scombridae. The record is from RefSeq and is a predicted model, not a curated record. Gene Ontology annotation, molecular function: RNA methyltransferase activity; O-methyltransferase activity. The coding region runs from base 1 to 750 and encodes 249 amino acids. The transcript is spliced from 2 exons. Gene Ontology annotation, cellular component: cytoplasm.